This is a messenger RNA of Rhodofomes roseus, 1994 nucleotides long. RefSeq names its product cytochrome P450. Gene Ontology annotation, molecular function: heme binding; monooxygenase activity; oxidoreductase activity, acting on paired donors, with incorporation or reduction of molecular oxygen. The record is from RefSeq and is a predicted model, not a curated record. The transcript has 10 exons. Lineage: Eukaryota; Fungi; Basidiomycota; Agaricomycetes; Polyporales; Fomitopsidaceae. The coding region runs from base 20 to 1795 and encodes 591 amino acids.
UGCGAUCUUCAUCCCCAACAUGCAUCCGGACAGUUUCUAUCGAGUACGCCUCCUCAAGGACUUCAUCCGAAUCAUCAUCGUGCCUUCGGCCACUCUAUCUGUCCUCCUGCGCACUAGUGAAGUGCGACUAGGGCUGUUUGCAAUCCCUACCUACGUCGUCUUCAUCGCCGUGUGGGGCUAUGCGCGCCUUCAGUACGGAGACUGGAUGCAUCGUCGCGAUGCACGCCGCAUGGGGUCACGGCCUAUCCCUCGGGUCCGCGGCAAAUGGCUAGGGAAUCUCGACAUCUACCUUCAAUUGAUCGCCGCAUACCAUACCAGGUACCUCGGUUCUUUCCAUUUGAAGCUAUUCGAGGAGUAUCAGUCGACGACUCUGAAUCUCCGGCUACUUUGGCAAGACUUUAUUAUCACCAUGGACGAGAAGCACCAACAGUACGUCCUGGCAACCGGAUACGACCACUUCUGGAGAGGCGUUGGGCAGAAGGAGCGCAUGGAGCAGUUCUUCGGCGCUGGAAUCUUCAACCGUGACGAUCAGGACUGGAAGAUGCAUCGUGCACUUGCUCGACCAUUCUUCUCUCGUGAUCGCGUGACGGACUUUGAACUCUUCGAGCGGUAUACCGACCGCACGCUGACGCUCAUGUCGUUGCUGUGCGAACGCGGUGAACCGGUCGAAGUGCAGGACAUGUAUGCAAGGUUCACUCUGGAUGCCGCCUCCGAGUUCCUCUUUGGUAAGAAUGUCGACACCCUCUCCGGCCGACUACCGCAGCCCGGGAAGACGGAGAUGAGCGGCAAGGGCUCUGCGACAGGCGACGAGUUCGGAUCGUUUGCGCAGGCUUUCGAAGACGCGCAAGUGCUGGUCAUGACGAGGGUUCGGCGCGGGUACUUCUGGCCGAUAUACGAACUGUUCACUGGGGACCCGCACAAGAAACACAUGGCAGUCAUCGAGAAAUGGCUCGAGCCAUUAGUGAAGGAUGCCCUGCAGAACAAGCUGGAUAUGCAGAAGGGUGGUCUCAAGAACCCGUUGGAUCAGAGCGUGUUCCUACAAUAUCUGGCGGACAACACGGAAGAUCCGAAGGUCAUGCGAGAUCAGCUCCUAAACAUCCUACUAGCCUCUCGAGAUACGACGUCGUCACUCCUCACAUCUGUCACGUACUUUCUCGCGAUGCAUCCGGAUGUGGCAAAGCGGCUGCGUGCAGAAGUCUUGGACUAUUGCGGCGUAGACAAGGCUCCGACAUUCGACGACAUCAAGAACAUGAAGUACAUGCGCGCAGUCAUUAACGAAACUUUACGUAUAUUCCCGCCAGUGGCGGUGAACUCGAGAGAAAGCAGGCCGCACCCCAGCAUUCUGCCGAAGUCUGACGGCACCUACCCGGAGCCCGCAGAACCUCUCUACAUGCCUCCGCUCGCAACGAUCGCGUACUUCACCGUUCUCAUGCACCGCAAUCCAGCGCUCUGGGGCCUAGAUGCAGACCUCUUCGACCCGGACCGCUGGCUAGAUAAACGCCUGUCGAGAUUCGUCUCAAACCCUAUGAUGUUCGCUCCCUUCAGCGCUGGCCCACGAAUCUGCAUCGGCCAGAACUAUGCUCUCAAUGAGGCGUCGUUCUUCCUGACGCGUCUCAUGCAGCGGUUCGAAACCUUCACGCUCGCACCAGAAGCUCAGCCCGCUGGUUCGCUCCCUCCACCUGAGUGGAAGGAAGGCAAGGGUCGCGAAACUUUCGAGGAACUGUGGCCUAACUCUGCUUUGACGAGUUACGUUAAGGGUGGGCUAUGGGUCAGACUGGGUCAGGCGGAAUCAUGAGGGCAGUCGAGACCAACUCGUAGGACCGUGGCUCCGAUAGAGCGGUUGGCUAGUACCUCUCUCGAGUGGUGAUUCUUGCUUAUUCGCCACUUUCCAUUAUUUAUUGCUAGCUCCUGUACUACUGCAGUCUGUAGCUUAAUCGUAUGGCACGUCGUGGAAAGUUGGGUAUUGUGUCCGGAAUACAUGAUAUCGGCUGGCA